GGAUAAUGGCUCGCUUAACUGUAAGUGAAAGACAAAUUUUGAGAAAGAAGAAGAUCAUAACUCUUUAUAUGUAUUUGAUGAAUGUGUUGCAUGUAGUGCAAUGGUUUUUUAAAUUAUGGGAAAAAAUUAUUGAACAUAGUAUUGAAUCAAGCUCUUUGGGAAGACAAUUAUACAUACUUGAUAUUUUUGUCAAUAGGCAAAUUGUUCACCAAAUAGCUUAUGAGAGUAUUGUCAUUUGUUUUGAUCAACUUAGGAUUAAUAGGAAAGCAUUUAUCACUUUAUGCAUAAUGCUUGAAACUAGGGGUGGGUUAAAAGCAUCUAAAUAUUUACAAGUAGAUGAACAAGUGGCUAUGUUUUUACAUGUAAUUGCUCAUCAUGUGAAAAAUAGAGUCGUUAGAUUUCGAUUUAUGAGAUCGGGUGAGACAAUUAGCAAAUAUUUUCAUAAUGUGUUACAUUCAAUCAUUCGGCUACAUGGAGAGUUAUUGAAAAGACCUGAACCUGUUCUUGAAAAUUCAACAGAUGAGAGGUGGAAAUGGUUUAAGAAUUGCUUAGGAGCACUAGAUGGAACUCAUAUUAGAGUGAGAGUACCUAUGAAUGAUAAACCAAAAUAUCGUACUCGAAAAGGUGAAAUAGCUACAAAUGUCUUAGGUGUAUGCUCCCAAGACUUGCAAUUCAUAUAUGUGUUACCUGGUUGGGAAGGCUCUGCAGCAGAUGGUAGAGUUUUACGUGAUGCCAUACGUAGAACAAAUGGUUUGUGUGUUCCAAAUGAUGCUGGAUAUACUAAUUGUAAGGGAUUUCUUGCUCCAUGAAAUGUUGACUGGACCUUUUUGUAGCGGGUUUGGAUGGGACAGUAUUAGAAAAACUGUUACUGCGGAAAAACCAGUGUGGGAAGCAUAUUUGCAGAGUCAUAAGGAAGCAGCUCCAUUCAAGAUCAAGUCAUUCCCUUCGUAUGACGACUUGUGUGCAGUUUUUGGCAAAGAUCGUGCAAUUGGAAAACAUGCAGAGAUUGUAACAGAUGUUGUUGAAGAACUUGAAGCUGAAAAGGAAAACACUACACUUGGAGAAGAUGAUUUUAGCAAUGCUAAUAAUGUGGAUGAAGUGGAAUCUAUGUCUGUUUCAGAUGCAACAAGAGGUGCUCAAUCUCACACUCAAUCAGAUGGGUCUUCAAAGAAGAAAAGGAAAGCUGCAAAUCAUGAAGAUCUUUCAAAUGCACUUACUCAAUCAGCUUCUAUUCUCGCAGAGGUAAUUGAAAAAGCUUCAAUUCGUUUGAGUAAAGCUAUUGGUGAAGACUUGAAUGAAAAGCAUAUGCAGCUCGGGAAAGAGUUAGAAAGGACCACUACACUUACUACAACUCAACGUCAUAAGGUAGCUCGCAUGAUUAUGCAAGAUAAUGCUCUGGUUUCUUACUUUUUCAGUGUCCCAGAUGAUGAGAAGGAUGAAUGGGCGACACUUUUGAUUGAUGGCUCUCUUUAGUACACAGCUCGGGAAAGAGUUAGAAAGAUCAUGGUUAUUCACUUUGGUCUAAAAUAAUUUGCAGGACAAUAUAUAUUGCCUUUGACAUUCAGUAGUAUACAAAUUAUAAUCUUUUGGAUCUGGUGUAAUGUGUUAUGCUCAUAAUUUUGCACACAAUUAUUUUGAGCAUAAAUAUGGGUAUUGGACAUGAAUACUUAUACUUUUGAACAAGUUUUUAUGUGAUUAUAUAGUUUUUUUAAAAAAAAUAUAUGUUAGGUUUUUUUUAAAGAA
Molecule: messenger RNA, 1743 nt
Organism: Cannabis sativa
Lineage: Eukaryota; Viridiplantae; Streptophyta; Magnoliopsida; Rosales; Cannabaceae
Product: protein ALP1-like
Exons: 5
Coding region: 679-1473 (264 amino acids)
Source: RefSeq, a predicted model, not a curated record